Messenger RNA from Macrosiphum euphorbiae (potato aphid), 3258 nucleotides. NCBI's taxonomy places the organism in Eukaryota, Metazoa, Arthropoda, Insecta, Hemiptera, Aphididae. The record is from the annotation of a GenBank genome assembly.
AUGCCUGCUGUCUCGAAAGUUGACGUUGACGAAUUUGUCAAAGUAGCAACUAAGUACGAUCUUUGGUGUGAAAAUUCAAACUCUAUCAAAGGUCCUUCUGCUCAAUGUUGGUCAGAUAUAUCCAAAGACUUAAAUUAUUUGAUCUCUUCUAAAUACGCCUAUAUAAUUGUAAAAGAAAAUAGAAAUAAAAUUCGCAAUAAACUUUUUUCCAACGACAUUCCUACAUGCACAGAUGAAUUGGAUAAUAUCAACAAAUUUGAUGAUUUCCAUAGUUCCACCUCUUCAGAAACAUUUAGUGAUGACACACUAAAUUUUAAUAUUACACUGUCUGCUGAUGAAUGGGGAAGUUUGUAUGACAAUAGGCCUCAAAUAUAUAAGCGUUCUGAUAAAAAAUCCGAAUAUCGAUCUUACUAUACACUACAACCUCAUAAAUGGACCUCAGUAAUACAUGAGCAUUUUUACGAACAAACUAAACUUCCUUGCUCAAUUGUUUAUAAAUACGCUAAAAUAUACCAGGGAGGUCAAGUAUUUUUAAAAAUUGCUGGUUACUGUCCUACGUGCAAUAGUACUUUAUCUGGUAAUUUGGCUAGCUGUCCGACUGUGGGGUCACGUGUUAUUAUAAGAUUUAAUAUUAAAGGAAAUUUUAAAUCAUGCCGAACUCAUAAAAAAAGAAGAAUUAUUGGUGAUACGAAAAUUGAGUUUGCUAACCAAUUAAAAGAUCAAAAUAAAUCGGCAUCAUUUAUUCAACGUAAAAUGGCUAGAUCUAUUAUGGAUUAUGGUGAUCUAAUACCUAGUCACAUUCCUUCAUUAAAUGCAAUAAGAUUAAUUAAGCAUAAGGCUUUGAAAAAUGAUCAAGUUCAUGAUAACCCUAUAAUUUCUAUUUUGACACUAAAAGGAACACCACCUUACAAUAACAUAAUUAGGGAAAUUGGACACGAUAAGUUCUUCAUGCAUUACUGGACUGCGAGUGAAGUGAAUAAUUAUAGAGUCUAUGCAAAAAAAAAUUCAGUACCCACAAUAUCAAUUGACGCCACGGGGUCUGUUGUAAAAAAAAUGACUUUGUUUUCUGGUAGGCAAACACAUAAUAUUUUUUUGUACGAGAUUGUCGUGAAUGAUCGAAAAAACCAAAAUCAAUUUUGUGUCGCACACAUGCUUUCAGAAAAGCAUGACAACAACAGCAUCAGCUAUUGGUUAGCAGAAUGGCUUCGUGAUGUGAAAAGUCCACCGCUAUUGGUCGUAACUGAUCAAUCGCUAGCAUUAAUGCAUGCCGUUACACAAACCUUCACGCAAUUUUCUAGCCUUGAUACAUAUAUUUCGAACUGUAGUAAAUUGAUAUCAAAAGAACCAGGUUUUGAAAUUCCAAAAUGUAUGAUUAGAAAUGAUUUCAAUCAUGUGAUGCAUUUAAUUAGCACAUGGCCUGAGUUAAAAAGUUGCACGCCAAGAGUUAAACAGUUUUACAUGAGAGCAAUUGGUUUGCUCGUUGUAAGCACCUCAAUAGGUGAUAUUAAAACAAUAUUAAAAUCAAUUUUUACUACCGCUCUACACGAAUGUGAUGGGAUAAAUGAUGAUCAGGAACCAACUGCAUGUGAGAAUGCUAAAAGGUUCUUAAAACAAAGAAUAGCAACUCAUAUUGUAGAAAUUGAUUAUGAAAAUGAAGCAAAUGAAGAGUUACACGACGAAGAAGAAACCGAUGAUGUAUCGUCUCCAGUAGCUUCCACUAGUAUAUUCCAGGACAUAAAACGUUUAUACGAAGAAUGUGAACAAACUAGUCAACUUACAAGUAACUUAACCGGCCAUCACGACAAUAUGCAAUAUUCUCCUUCCCUAGCGAAAAGACUAUUAAACUUUUGCAAAUACAUAACUUGUUGGUCUGCUUUGAUGGUCCCUAUUUUUGAAUAUGGUAGUUUAACAGAAACAAGUUCUUCCUCGGAAAGUAUGUUCAAAGAUCUUAAGUCAAUUGUUUUUAAACACAAAACUUUACCGCUUCGUUUAGAUGAUUUUUUUGUAACUCACGUUGAAUCAAUUAUUGGUAUGAUGAAUUUAAUGAACACAUCUGUAGCUCAGUCAAAAAAAGAUAUUUUGGAUAUUGAACAUGAAACCCAGCAACCAAUUUCAGAAAUACAAGUCAAAUUAAAAUGUCUUGUUUCAAAUUCAAAUACAUACGAUGAACUAAAACGAACUAUUACAGAAACUGAAAAUGAAAUCGAAACACCUACUACAAACAUUAAAAACGAACCAAAACGGCUGAUAUUGGAAGAGGAAGACGAACCCGAACAAAAUAUUUUUGAUUUUACGGAAGACUGGAUGGGGUUAGGAAAAUCCAAAAAUAAAACAAAAAAAUCUAAGUAUAUAACAAAAGAUCCAACGAUACUGCACUGCAAUGAUAAGAGCCGAUCAAGAAAUUCAGUCAUUGGCAUUUUGCGGAAUGGAUCUAUUUCAGAAUUGAAAAGUAUUCGUAUUGAUAACGAUUAUGUGUCUCUCAUAAAUACAUGUACAUUUGAUUCAAUAUCACAAGUAAUGUUUUGUGCUUACGCUGAUAGCGAACUUUAUUCAGAGUUUGUUGAAAGAAGAACAGAAAAUAAAUUUAUGGAGUUGGUGUCCCGUGCCGUACGUGAUGGUAUUACCGUACAAUCCUAUAGGAAACGAGGAUUGCUUUUGAAAGACUUAUUUACGAAUCAAUGUACUUUCGAAUUGACAGUAAUUGAUGCAGCUUGUACGGCCCAAUUCAUGUUAAACCAAAUAUUUGCCAACUUUCCUUCUGUUGUUGCAACAAUGGUAUGUCCAGAUUGUUCAAAUAGAUUUUUAAGGGAAGAAAUAAUUGUAUCAGUAAAUCUACCAACUGAUGAUUUAGUUUUCUUAACUGAUUUAAUGGAAGACUUUAAUUUUACACCAUCACAUUGUAAAAAUUGUGACACAAGUAUGACACAAGCCCUGGACUUUAAAGAACAUUUAAUUAUCGAACCAGUAGUACCUCUUACUCCACAGCGAAAACUAAAAAAAAAUCUGGACUUAAACACUCAAUUAAAAGAUAUCCCCACUAUUCUUAAAGUGAAACAAGAGUUAUUUUACCUAAGAGGAAUUGUAAACUUUAUUUCGCCAAUUUCAAGUGCAAUAAAUGCAGUUGGACAUUAUAUUGCAUACUGUUAUAGAGAACCAAAUAAAACAUGGGAAAAAUAUGAUGAUUUUCAACAAAAAUCAAAAACUGUUAGACCAACAACCGAAGCACAAAAAUGUCAAUAUUUAGUAUACACUAAAUAA